GCAUUCGUCAAUGCAUUUUAAUGUUCGCGAGUUGGAUAUUGUUGGCGGUUUAAAUGUCAGGUGAUCACAUGUUGUCAGUAUAUACAACAAUCGUAUCGUUCGACGCAAGUUUUGGGCCUGUUCCCGCUCUGUGAUCUCAUUCAAGUACCAAUCAAGUUGAGAAUCUUCACUUCGUUUAAUAUAGGAGAUCGAUUAAAGUACCUGCAGUCAUGAACUAUGUAGGUCGAUUAUUAUCAAAUGUCAAGUACAUGUACAAUGAGAUCAACCCUGCUACAUUAACUGGUGCCAUUGACGUGAUUGUCGUCCAGCAGGAAGAUGGCAGUUACCAGUGCUCCCCCUUCCAUGUGCGCUUCGGCAAGAUGGGCGUACUCCGUAGCAAAGAAAAAGUGGUUGACAUAGAAGUUAAUGGUGAACCGGUGGACUUACAAAUGAAACUGGGAGAAAAUGGCGAAGCCUUUUUUGUUGAACAAAUGUCUAGCGAGGAGUUUUUGCCAGCAAACCUGGCAACCUCACCGAUUCCAUCAUCAGUUGAAUUCAUGGAAAAAGGGUUGAAGAAAAUGCACUCAGAAGUCAAUCAUGAACUACUCGGAAAUAUGCAAACUACAUCUUCCAAAGAUGAUGCAGCAUCAAAUGUCAAUGACUUGGACAUAGACAGACUAGUAGCAGGAAUAAAAGAACCAGCCCCUAUGUCUUAUGUAGCAGAAAAGGAAUUUGGCAAACCUAUAGAAAUAACAGUAGAAAGUGAAACGGGAGCGGGUGGUUUAAAAAAAACUGGAUCCAAAGUUCUUUCCGCCAUUGCUGUUCAUCAAGGGGACUGUGGAAGUGGCUCAAGUAUGGACGACGAAUCAAGCAUACGAAGAAACAAAAUAUCCCCUCUGGUUGAUGAACAUGAAAAAUCAACAAUGAAAGAUAAAGUACGAAGGAAAAGAAGAAAGAGUGAAAAGGAACGAAAUGCAGCAUCAGAAAGCUUUCAACGACGCAAUGCCAACUCAGAAUCAAGCGUAUCUAGACAUUCAGAUGAUGAAAUCUUUAAAAUGGAUGAUUUUUCGGAUAAUGAAGAGACAUCAUCUUUUACAAGAGUUAAAAAAAUGACAAGCAGUAGCUACAUAGACUCAGAUGAUUGGUCUAAAUUCCUUGAUGAACCACUGAGGUCAGAGUUCCACCCUUUCUCUGACAAUGAUGCCACACCUAUCGUCAGUCCUCUUCAAACAAGAGCACCAAGCCCAAAGAGUGAUACAGAGGCAGAGUUGCAACGAGAGGUGCAGGGGGAGGAGGGCGACAAACUGGAAUGGAACUGGGGUGAACUUCCUGAGCUGAAAUCAUCUGUGGGAAGUCAGUUCCGUGAGCAAAUUUCGGAUCACGAAAAGGUAAAAGAAGAAGAAAAGGGGGAGGAGAAUGUGAGCUCAGUGAACAGUGCCGAGAAGCGUGGGUCAAAGUGGAGCAUAAUGAACUUCAUGAGGAGUACUAAGAAGAUACGACACAGCAAGAGCUUAGAAGAAGGCAUCUACCUUGAUGACCUCGACUCAGAAGGAUUAGAUCCAGAAAUUGCUGCUCUCUACCUUAAUGCUCAGCAUAUCCCAUCUAACAGGAUACGUACUAUCCAAGAGGUGAAAGAUGAGGACAAGUCCUCGGACCUAGGAAACUCGCUGCCCCAGUCACCCAAUUCUGUGGAAGGAGCGCCCUCUGCUAGGGAGUUCACCCAUAUGACCAUGGAAAGCGUUGCAAUGUCACUUUGUGGUGGGCUUCAAGAAACUGAAGAGAUAUCGCAUGAGGCCUUUUCGCAGGCCCUUAUAAGUUAUGAUGAAUUCACCAAAAACCCAGCGAUAUUGGAGAACCCAAAUCUAGUGGUAAGGAUAGGUGGGAAGUACUACCCUUGGACAGCUGCUGGCCCAUUAUUGAUUUCAUACCUUGCCUUCCAACGCCCUUUACCUGAGGUGAAAGUUGAAAGCAUGAUGAAAGAACAUAUGGCAAAGGGGAAAGGUGGAUUGUCCUCAUGGUUCUCAUGGAGACGAGGUUCAGAGCAGCCCUUAUCAAAGAAAGUGAAAGUUGAAAGCAUGAUGAAAGAACAUAUGGCAAAGGGGAAAGGUGGAUUGUCCUCAUGGUUCUCAUGGAGACGAGGUUCAGAGCAGCCCUUAUCAAAGAAAGCAGAGAGUGUAGACGAAACCAUAAAACAGGAGGAGAAGGUAUCAGAGGAGAAACCAUCUGGAAAAUUAUCGACUGAAACACAGUUACAAGAGGAAGCAGAAGAAGGAAGUGAACACUCGUCAUCUAGUGAACAUUACAAGAAGUCAAUUCGUCUCACUAAUGAACAAUUAGCUUGUUUAAACCUUAAACCUGGACCAAAUGAAAUUACAUACUCAGUAACGACCAGGUACCAAGGAACGUGUCUAUGUAAGAGCACAAUCUACCUGUGGCAGCAUGAUAGUAAGAUUGUUAUAUCUGAUAUAGAUGGCACAAUAACUAAGUCAGAUGUCAUGGGUCAGAUUCUACCAGUGUUGGGCCGUGAUUGGACGCAUUCUGGAGUUGCUAAUUUGUACAGUAGCAUUGCCGAUAACGGCUAUGAAAUCCUCUUCCUAUCGUCUCGUGCCAUCGGGCAAGCAGGCUACACUAAAGGCUUCUUAAAAAGUGUUAUUCAGGACAGCAUAGGCCUACCUGAUGGUCCACUCCUCCUCAACCCUAGUUCACUAAUCUCAGCUUUUCAUAAGGAGGUAAUUGUCCGUAAACCUGAGGAGUUUAAGAUAGGAUGUUUGAAAGAUAUAUGCAGUCUGUUUCCAGAUAAUCCUUUUUAUGCUGGCUUUGGAAACAGAAUUAAUGAUGUUUGGGCAUACAGGGCAGUGGGUGUGCCAUGCAGCCGUAUCUUCACAAUCAAUCCAAAGGGACAGGUUUCUCAAGAAAUGACAAAGACAUUCAAAUCAUCAUACAACAAGUUGCAGGAUCUGUCAGAUCAUGUGUUCCCACCUUUGAAUUCACGCAAAUCAGUCGCGUUUGAGGAAUCCUCCAACUACAGCUCGUACACGUUUUGGAGAAAUCCGGUUCCAGAGAUACCUUCAGAUGAUGACCUCCUUGAACCAGGAACUGAAGCAAAGAAAUAGAGUGAUGUAACAGUAGUUGGUGUGUUUUGUUGAACUUUGAGGUGUAUGGUGCCAGAGGUACCUCCAGAUGAUGGCUUUUGAGAAUCUGGAACAGCGGCAAAGAAAUAAGGUGAUGUAACAGUAGUUGCUGUUUGUGGUUGAUCUUUGAGAUAUAUGGUGCCCUCCAGAUGAUGACUUUCGAGAAUCUGGAACAGAAGCAAAGAAAUAGGGUGAUGUAACAGUACUGUAGAUGAUGUGUGUUGUUGAUCUUGGAGAUGUCUGGUGCCAGAGAUGCCUUCAGAUGAUGACCUUUUAGAAUUUGGAUCAGAAGCAGUAGUUUAUGUGUGUUGUUGAUCUCGAAAAACCCACAGUGUGCUAAAGUGUUAAAUAUGCCUCCCAAAAAUUGUGUGCAAAUUCUGUGUACUGAAUGAUAGAUAGACAGUGUGAUGUUAUUUUGUUUAAGAAGUGGCAUUGCAUGUAAUGGUAAUGUGAUUCCCCAGCAUUUCUACUUUCAUUCAGUACAACUGAUUUUAUUAAUUUUAUUCCCAUUAAUUUUCUAUUAUUUGAUUUUUUUUUGCAUAUGAAAAAAAUAUUAGUAUCAUUGAAAAUUCCUCCCUCCAUAUACUUUUUUUAAAACUAUUUUAUGCCAAAAAAAAAAAAACACCAUUGAUGCUUCUCAGGAAAAAUUGUAUGUUAGGGAAGGGUUAGCAAUGAAGUCCUAAACCAGAACAUUAUUUAUGAAUAUGUAGCCUACCAACAAUUAUGUAUGAUAUUGUAUUUUUAAGCAUUUUGUUUGAACUCAGGUGUGAUAAACUGUGACACAUAAUCAUUGAUAUGUUGCUACAUCACAUUUUGUUGUUUAAUUGAAUUUAUUUAUCAAUAGAAGUUGUGACUGAAAUAUCAAUGUACUGAGAUAAUUGCAUCAUAUUGGCACAAAUUUACUUUACUGUAUGACCACCAAUGUUAAUAAUAGUUUUUAACAGCAAAAGUGGGUAGGAGUAAGAGGGAAUUUUCUAAGUCUUAUUUCUUUGUCGUCCUUACAUCUAGCAUCGUAUGCAGUGUAUUGUGUCAGUGAGUGUUUAAAGCUUAAUUCAUAUAAUAUAUGAUUUAGUUUCUUGUAAUAUAUGAAAGUAUACUUUUCAGGUUGAAUUAUCUCAUAAUCUUGCAAACAACUUAAUUUUAACCACCUUUUAAAAUAAGCUCUCCACCUCUGAAUUAUUCUAAAAUCUAUGUAGAGUUAAAAUAUGUUAAUAUUGAAAAAUCUUUGUACAUAAAUAUUAUUGAUAUUGUGUUUGUAUUCUAUUUUUUUUUGCUGUGGGUGUAAUAAAGAAUAUCUACUUAAUUAGUAGAUUUUUAAGGCAAAAUUUGGAAUGUGACAUAAUGAAGUACUGAACGGAUUUCUUUUCUUCAUUAUGUGUUUUUAUAUAUAUUUCACAUUGGUAUGAAUUAACAGACAGAUGAUAUUGUAAUUGCUUUUUUUUUGAAGAAGAUAAUACUUGCUGUAUAUCUUAAAGAAACGAAUGUGUUAAAGCUUUGUGUUCCACAUUAAUAUACACUAUGUUAAUAGUAUGCAGAUGAAGGGUGCUUAAAGAUAAUUAUUUAAAUAUUAUUAGCAUAUCAUUAGAAUAAUUUUUUUUUCAAUCAAGUAUACAGAAAUAUAAAGAUUAUGAAAAUAAAUAAUAUUAUUUUUAUAUAAAAUUAGAAUAUGUUGUACAGUAAUUCAAAGGUAUGGGAGAGACACUCUGUUAAGAAACAUUUAUUUAUGAUGCUAUCAAUUGUGAAUGAGUAUAAAACACUUUAAAGUAAUAUUAUAUUAUAUAGAGAUAAAUGAUCAAUAUUCAAAUUAAUGUGAGGCAGUUGAGUGUAUUGUUAGGAAUAUUUGGGUGAUGACCUGAAUAACUCUCACCAAUAAUCACAAUAAGCAGUCAGCAUUAUGGUAUUGUUGCUAGUUUGCUAGCUGGAAAACACUGGUUGCUAAGCAAGCACUUUAACCUAAAGAUGGUGUUAAUAGUGUUCAAAUAUACUCUAUGGAAAUAUGUAGAGGGAUAUAAAUAGACAAGAGUUCAGAGCAGUCUGUCCCCAAGUCCCCUCUUUGUUAAUUACUCUCAUCAAAAUGAUUUUAAAAUUCAUAGUUUUUAGAUUCUCCUUCCUAUAGGGGUCUUAUAUCAUUUGUGUGUGUAAAUGUGAAAUAGAUCAAAUAACUCAAAUAAGUUUGAAUUUGUAUGCCUCUCAUGGUGUUUCUGAAAAGAGAUCUAGUGCUUGAAAAACAUCAUUUGUACUGCAGUUGUUAAAAAGAAAUAUGUUGCACAUGCUUCAAGUGAUUGCCUAAGUGUAACCUAUUUCUGUGUAAAGUGUUAGUGUGCAAAUCUUUACUUGGACAUCCCCUGCGUAUAUCAAUAACGCAUUUUGAAUCAGUACUGUAUGAACCAUACUGUGUUUGAUGUUUUCUGUAUGUAAAUGAUGUAAAAUUAUGAAAUCAGUUUGAAAAUUUAAAAAAAUACACUUUUAUAAAGGCUGUUUAUAAGAGGUUAAAGAGUUAGAUGAAGUAAAAUGACGAUAUGUGUUAUCAUGACAACAGCACUUGUGUUGAAUAAUGGGUUUAGUUUGGGGCACAUUGAGUGGAGUUGAAUAGCUUGGUGGUUAACAUGCUUGCCUUUCAGUCCAAGGGUUCUGGGCUCAACUCUUGUCAGUUUUGUAGGAUUUUUUUCUGACGAAUAAACCACUAAUAUUGAGAUUUUUAGUUAUAAUGCAUAUAGUGUGUUUGUCUUGUGAAAGAGAUCGUCACCUACAUGUAGAACAGUGCUAUUGGCAGUCCUAGGUUCAUGCACCAAGGACUUCACAUGAUAUCACAUCUAUAGUCCACUUAUGUUAAAUUGAAAAGUGUCUGAUUAUAUCCUUAUUUGAUUGUAUACUGUACGUCUGUGGUUAAUGGUUAUACACAUUAUUUCCCGGAAUAAGUGGACAGAAAAAAAUUAUAAUGUGCAAUACAGUGUUGACUUUUAACUGUUGGAACAGUCUUCAAGCUUUUAAAGUGGUGAUUUCUUCUAUGCUGUAUGUAGUAUGUAUUUUCCUUAAAUUAUUUAGGAAGGUUGUUUUUAUGUUAUCCUACAAAUUCAAAUUAUGUCAGUUUUUGGUACAAAAUCCAGUCCACAUUCUUUAACAACAAAUGGGCGAAUUAAGUGCACAGCACUUAAAUUACGAUCUUAAAUUACAGUGAUAGAUGUUUUGACAUGAUGUAGUACCUUCAAAUUUCACAAGUAAAAAAAGAUUUUUUAAAUUUAGUACAGUAUCAUCGUCAUAGGUUACUCGCUCUGAAUUGGUAAGUACUGUAAUUAUAAAAACCAUAAACACACCUACAGUGUCUUCAGAAUACUCGUUUGUACAAAUAUUAAAACAUGUUUUCUUCUGGAUGACUAUUGUAUAUCAGUUAUGCUCAAAGACGUGAAUGGGAAUAAGCACAAAAAAUAAAUAAGAUGGAUGACGUAUUUGUUAUGCUUAUGUAAGGUUGAUGAGUUUUAAUUGUUUUUCCCAGAAUGCUUUGAAUUCAUGUUUUCUCUAAGGUCUGUUUACGACAGUAGUGUAAACUGCAUUGCAUUCAUUAUUAUACAGUUUGAAUAUAUGUAAACCCUCAUUUUGUUUAGCAUUAUUACGUUAUCAAUUACUAUAAUUUAAAAUAUUAUGGAAAACGUAAAUUAUGUAAAAAUCUUUGAUAUAAAGAUUAUUCAACAAUAGGCUUACUUCAAAAUUCGCUUGCCUAAAAAUCCACAAUCUCAUGAGUAUAAAGUUGCUGUAAUUUAAUAAUGUAAUGGGGUUUUUUUCAUCUUCUUUGGGAUCCUUGCAUGCUUCGGUGUGUGUAUAAAUAUUUUUUAUAAGCCCUAAAUAUUUUUUUUAUCUUGAAUUUAAAAUGUAUGAUACACGGAUAGAUCGUGGAUUGUUAAGUACAUUAUUAGUAGAAGUACGCCUAUGAUUUAAUAAAAUUAAGAAAGAUAGC
This is a messenger RNA of Anneissia japonica, 7062 nucleotides long. Its product is annotated as phosphatidate phosphatase LPIN2-like. Gene Ontology annotation, cellular component: nucleus. The record is from RefSeq and is a predicted model, not a curated record. Gene Ontology annotation, biological process: cellular response to insulin stimulus; triglyceride biosynthetic process; fatty acid catabolic process. Bases 210 to 3092 code for a protein of 960 amino acids. Gene Ontology annotation, molecular function: phosphatidate phosphatase activity; transcription coactivator activity. The transcript has 18 exons. NCBI's taxonomy places the organism in Eukaryota, Metazoa, Echinodermata, Crinoidea, Comatulida, Comatulidae.